CCGUGGCGGUGGCGGUGGCGGCGGCGCUGUCGGUGGCGGCGGCGAUGGAACCCGGCGAGCAGCUGAGCGAGCUGGUGUCCGCCGAGGGCCGAAACCGGAAGGCGGUGCUGUGCCAGCGAUGCGGCUCGCGGGUGCUGCAGCCCGGCACCGCGCUCUUCUCCCGCCGGCAGCUUUUCCUUCCCUCCAUGAGAAAGAAGCCGGCCCUGGCUGACGGCAGCGACCCUGACGGCGAUGUCCUCCAGGAACACUGGCUGGUCGAUGACAUGUUCAUCUUUGAGAACGUGGGCUUCACCAAGGAUGUGGGCAACAUCAAGUUUCUGGUCUGCGCAGACUGUGAAAUCGGGCCUAUUGGCUGGCAUUGCCUGGAUGACAAGAACAGUUUCUAUGUGGCCUUGGAACGGGUUUCCCAUGAGUGACUGAGGGGAGGGGGGUUUGUGCCACUCCCAAUUAUAAAGCGACUCCCCGCCAGAACUGGCGCUGAUCUCUCCCAACCUAACUGCUCGCCCCUCCCUUCUCUGUCCUGGCACGUCCAGCUGGACACGCGAAAGGCUAGUCCUGCUUCCAGAAACCCUGAGCACACGUCCCCAGCUUAGUUCACUUUCAUCACACUUCCUAAUCUCCUUCUGGUUUUGGGACACUGUGUGGCACAAGUCACCAGGUCCUGGGCCAUCUGUUGGCACCUUGGGUUCCAGCUCUCGGAGGGCAGAGCUCAGCCGUGGAGCCACAGUGGCUCGUGGCAGCUGCUGCCUGGGUGCUGAGAGGUGAGACUCCACCUCUCCUCUCUCCUGGAAGCAAGCAGACAAGUGUUUCAAGGACUAUUGUGUGGCUGCCUGUAGCUAGAGUGAUUUAGUCUUUUCUUUUAAAGAAAAGCAUUUACAGGCUUUGGUAUCGAAACUGCUGGUGAGAAACUGCAACCACGCCUCUGGCACCAUUUUUGUGACCCUCUGCUCUAGGUUGGUGGUGACCUCUCAUGAUGAGGACAGAUUUGGCCCACGAGCCUUCGGCCUGUGAUGGGGUCUCUCCAUCCUGUGGUCUCUGCACUGAGAUUAGAUUUUCAACCCCAGAUGACAGUCUCUUCAAAGAGAACUUGGCUCUGUUUUCUCUGGAUCUCUUAAAUCCCUAGUGAAGGGUGUGGGCCUGUGCCAUGUUCUGCAUGAAUGUCGAUGUUUGUUUCCCUGGACAGGCAUUAGGAAAGACUGAAUUCAUGGGCAGUGCCAUUUCCUGCACCUCAGGGUACGGUUCUUAUCCUGAUGGUUUAGGUUCCGUUGAAGUCCCUGUUACGACCCAGAAUAUAAAAUUUCCAUCCUAAUCUCCACAUGUCUGUUAGAGAAAUUGCAGUGUCGACCUAACUGUUGCUAGUGGAUUUGUUUAACUCCUCAGUUGGCUUUUCAAGUGUUCUCUCAUUUCUCUGAGGAGUCCCAUGAUCCUACCUCUUGAGAUUCAGAGGAAGCCUGGGAUUGACAUAAGGACCAAAUAGAGACUUUUCUCAUCAGCCCUCCAGUCCUGUUUUCAUUUUCUGCUGCCUUCUUCCUUCUCCCCAAAACUUCCUCUAAGGGCUCCCUGGGUAAAGUGCAAAUCUUUCGUGUUUCAGCCCCGCUUCUCCCUAGGUAGUGGUUUCCUUUGCAGAAAGGGCCUGGAUAAGCACUAGUAAAAACUGAGAGAACUCAGCUGUCUGAUUCUGUGGUGAAGGCACUUGCAGGAAAACUGAGAAUAAUCUACUCAGGUCAGAAGAAACAAGACCAAAUGGAUACCUGGCGUAUAUCACCGUGACCCUCUGACCUGUCCAUCGCAAGCCAAAACCUAGGCAAAGCAUUUUUUCUUAGACUUUGAUUACUUGCUUUUUUUUAAUCACAAAAUUAGUACAUACUUGUUGCAGAUUACUUAAAAAGGGGUAUAAAAUUUUUUUAAUGAGUCAUUUUAAUACCAUCCAGAGAUUGUCAGUGAUAAUGUGGUAUAUAUCCUGCGUAUAUAUGUAAACAUGUCUUUUUUUUAACGAAAGAGCUCAUAUUUUGCUCUUUUUGACUUUUGGUGGUCCUGAGUUUAAAUCCAGGGCCUCACACAUGUAAGGCACAAAUUAUACCCUAGUAACUUGUUUUCUUUCAUGAAAUACUGAUUUCCAAGUAGAUACACAUAUAUGUACACCGUUGUUUUUAGUAUCCUGUUAAUGUUCCUGUGCUAUAAUUUAUUUAAACAGUUUACUAUGAGAUUAUCUCCAGUUUCUUACAGUGUCAUAUAAUGUGCAACCUUAUAUUUAAAUUGUAUACAUGUUUUUGAUUAUUUUCUGGAGUACAUUAGAAGUGCAAUUGUGGGGUACACACACUUUUAAGGCUGUGCUGUAUGGACACAUAUGGAAACACAGCUGUUCCAAACACCCCACUGUGAAAGAGCAUUUAUCUACACCCUUCUGACACUGGGUAUUUAUUAGUAAAAUAAUAUUUUACCACUGUAAUAGAAAAAUAGUAUUGUUUCAAUUUGCAUUAAUUUUAUUUCUAACAAAUUUUAUACUUAUUAGCCAUUUGUAUUUUCUUUUUGAGAAUUGCCAAAUCUUGUCUUCAUAGCCAAAAAUAUCAAGUUAUUGUACUUUUACAGUUUGAUCUGAAAGAAAUAAAGGUAUUUAAAUGGCAAAAGUUAA
Molecule: messenger RNA, 2632 nt
Organism: Sorex fumeus (smoky shrew)
Lineage: Eukaryota; Metazoa; Chordata; Mammalia; Eulipotyphla; Soricidae
Gene: RABIF
Product: RAB interacting factor
Exons: 2
Coding region: 45-416 (123 amino acids)
Biological process (GO): post-Golgi vesicle-mediated transport; small GTPase-mediated signal transduction
Cellular component (GO): cytosol; membrane
Molecular function (GO): zinc ion binding; guanyl-nucleotide exchange factor activity
Source: RefSeq, a predicted model, not a curated record